CUUUCCAGGCGGAGCUAUUAUGUUCUGGUCCUGAGUUGACACAGGUAGAAGGGAGAGCGGAUAUAGCAAACACAGGCCUUUUUAUAAUCUUCGGAAAAGCCACAGAGGUCGAACCUAGCCUGCUACAGCACCAACCCGACAGGAUGGCGUCCGAAGGGGCAGUCUUCCACUCAAACCCUGUCAGCAGUAUGCCCAGUAACCCCCUGUUGGACCAGCUGCCCAGUUACCAGUCUCUGCUGUACCGCAGGAAGCAGUCAACAAGGGGCAGUGGGCGGGAUCGCAGAGCGAGCAGCUCUCUACAGCGAAUGGGGUCCAGUGGCAGGUGGGCGGGGUUCAGCGCAGAAACAAGGUCCCCAGACCCCACCCCACAACGGCUGGUCCGAGAACUACCUGUAAACAUGAAGGAGAAGCGCCUCUUAGCCAGGGAGCGGCGACUUGAGCAGAGCAAAGACCUGAGCAGCUGGGAGCGGUUUCACCUGAGGAGACUACGAUCCUGGAGGCGAUUCAAAGACGAGAGCCAUGAGGUGCUGUUAACACUACAGCUUUGGAGGAAAGACAUUUCAGCUAUUGAGGGUAAAUUUGGUCCUGGAAUACUGUCGUACUUCUCGUUCUUGAGAUUCCUGGUCCUUUUGAACUUUGUGAUGUUUGUCCUGAUAUUCAGCUUCAUCACCCUGCCAGUUGUCAUCUCAUCAUACGGAUUUGGAAACGGCACCUCCAGUUACAUAGAAGUGAGCGAUUGCACAGCGUACCCUAGCAGCUCACGCCAAGGCCUGGUUGUCUUCCAUCAAUACAUCAUAGACCUGCUCUCAGGAACGGGUUUUCUGGAGGAAACAUACCUGUUCUAUGGCUACUAUAGAGUCAGUACUGUGCAUUUCACCAAGUUCAUGUACAACGUGCCUUUGGCCUACCUGCUAGUGACCAUCGGCUACCUCUUACUCAGUCUUCUCUGGAUUGUUAAAAGGUCAGUCGAGGGGUUCAAACAGAAUCUGGUCCAGGGUGAAGAUCACUUCCAGAGCUUCUGCAACAAGAUCUUUGCCGGUUGGGAUUUCUGCAUCACAGAUGAGAGUGCUGCUAGGCUGAAGCACAGCAGUCUGCAGUACGAGCUGAAGACAGAUCUGGAGGAGGAGAGGAUCAAGCAGAAGAUUGCAAAGCGAACUCUUGCGGAGAAGGGCCGUAUCUACCUGCUCAGACUGGUCCUCAAUCUCUUCGUACUGGGAGUGCUGGCAGGCUGCUUCUAUGCCAUCUACAUAGCCACCGUCUACUCUCAGGAGCAGGCCACACUGGUAAAACCUAAAAACUUCAUCCUGGACCUGAUUGUGGAGUACCUGCCCUCCAUUGUCAUCACUUCAGCCAACUUCGUCCAGCCGCUGAUGUUUGACGUGAUCAUCCAGUUUGAGGAUUACACCCCUGCCUUCGAGAUCCGCUUCACACUCAUGAGGUGUGUGUUUGUCAGGCUGGCCAGUAUCGGGGUGCUGCUCUUCUCCCUCUGGUCCCAGAUCACUGCCUGUGUGGAGCCCUGCCCUUGCGGGUACAACCACAAGCUCUACCCGUGCUGGGAGUCCCGAGUCGGCCAGGAGAUGUACAAACUGAUGAUAUUCGAUUUUAUCAUCAUUGUAGCUGUUACGAUAUUUGUAGAGUUUCCAAGGAAACUCAUCGUGACGCACUGCCCAUGUGCGCUGACACAGUGGUGGGGUCAGCAGGAGUUUGCCAUCCCGGACAACGUUCUGCAGAUUGUGUACGGCCAGACGAUCUGCUGGAUCGGAGCCUUCUACUGCCCUCUGCUCCCUGCCAUCGGCACCAUCAAGUACUUCAUCAUCUUCUACAUCAAGAAGGUCUCUCUGAUGCAGAACUGUCGCCCGUCGACUCGUCCUUUCCGGGCCUCCAGCUCAAACUUCUUUUUCCUGGCUGUGCUGCUGAUUGGUCUGGCGAUGGCCUGCGUGCCAGUGGGAGUGAGCAUUGCACAGAUCAACUCCUCCAAGGCCUGUGGCCCCUUUGUGAACUACACCACCUCGUGGGCAGUGUUGCCUGACACCAUAGACCAACUGCCCCCCGGCCUGCGCUCCUUCUUCCAUGGGGUCGGCUCCGAGGCCUUUGCUGUGCCUUUUUUCGUGGUCGUCUGCAUGGUCCUGUUUUACUUCAUCGCCCUGGCCGGAGCGCACAAGCGCGUUGUGAACCAGCUGAGAGAUCAGCUCGUCAUGGAGGGGCGAGACAAGCGUUUCCUUAUCCAGAAGCUGUACCAGGCUCAGAAGGAACCCUGGAUGUCUCCACAUCACAGAUCAGGUUCAGGAAUCAGCCAGCCAAGGGGGUCAGGCCAGCUGUCAGGGGUGUUCCUGGAGCAGCACACAGGGGCCAAUAUGACGCACGCCUGUCCAAGACUAUUUCAGUCCGGAACCGUCAGCAGCGACUUUGCACAUAGUUCAGAGGUUGGGGUGGGUGGAUACACAGGUAGCACCAAACUGAAAAUCUGCACGGCCCCCUACAAACUGGUGGAGAUGGGGGUGGCCUGGGUGUUUUUGGUGGCUCUGAGCGCUCAGUUAGCGCUUAUGAAAGCCGAGGAUAUCGUGGUUGGAUGCGGGGGGUUUGUGAAGUCUGAUCUGGAGAUUAAUUAUUCCCUUAUCGAGAUAAAGCUGUACACUAAGCAGGGAUCACUGAAGUACCAGACCGACUGUGCCCCCAUUAAUGGGUACUUCAUGAUACCUCUGUAUGACAAGGGCGAUUUUAUUUUGACAAUUGAGCCGCCACUUGGUUGGAGUUUUGAGCCUACCAGUGUUGAUCUCCAUGUGGAUGGUGUAACUGAUAUCUGCACCAAAGGAGAGGACAUCAACUUUGUCUUCACUGGCUUCUCUGUUUCUGGGACGGUGCUGAGCAAGGGCCAGAACUCUGGGCCUGGUGGGGUUCGGGUGUCCUUGCGGAAGUCUGGAGAUGACGUUGACAUGCAAACCAUCCAGACACAGCCAGGGGGCAAGUACACAUUCUCGAAAGUGCUGCCUGGCAACUAUGGUAUCUUUGCAUCUCACCCAACAUGGACCCUGCAGCAGGGUACCACCUCUGUACGUGUUUCUAACUCCAACGCCCAGGCCGCAGUGCCCCUAGUGGUGGGGGGGUAUGAUGUCUCGGGAGCCGUGCGCAGUGAUGGGGAGCCCAUGAAGGAGGUCACCUUCCUGCUCUUCUCCUCAGCCAUCAAGAAAGAGGAUAUCUCUGGCUGCAGCCUGGCCUCGGUGGAAGGCUAUCAAUCUGAGGGAGAGUCUCUGUCCUUCCUCUGCAGUGUGCUGUCCAGAGAGGAUGGCACCUUCACUUUCUCAUCCCUCCCCAGUGGAGAGUAUACUGUGGUACCCUUCUACAGAGGAGAGAGAAUUACCUUUGAUGUUGCUCCGUCACGGCUGGACUUCAAAGUAGAGCAUGACAGUUUAAAACUAGAGCCCGUUUUUCGUGUGAUGGGAUUCUCUGUGACUGGCAGGGUUUUGAACAGCCCUGGAGGAGAGGGUGUUCCUGAUGCUACUGUGAACCUCAACGACCAAAUCAAAGUCCUAACAAAGGGAGAUGGUUCUUUCCGCCUGGAGAACAUGACCACAGGGACCUACACCAUCCGAACCAACAAAGAGCGCAUGUUCUUUGAGCCGAUCACUGUCAAAAUCGCUCCAAACACACCCCAGCUCCCUGACAUCAUCACUGCAGGGUUCAGUGUGUGUGGUCAGAUAUCGAUCUCGCUCCUGCCUGAGGGGAUAAAGCAGUGGAGCCGCUACAAGGUGACACUGACCCCCAAGGGUAAGGAGAAGACAAGCUCGCGCACCGUUGAGUCUGACCCCCAGGGAGCCUUCUGCUUCCAGGCCAAGCCUGGAGAGUACAGCGUCCAGGUGUCUUUGCCCGAGUCAGAGCUGAAGGCAGGCCUGGCUCUGCUUCCGAAGUCCCUAGCUGUGUCCCUGGUCGACAGGCCUCUGGAUGAUCUCCACUUCACUCAGCUCAUGGCCUCUGUCUCUGGAAAGGUCUCAUGCCUGGCUGUCUGCGGUGACCUCACAGUGACCUUGCAGCCGUUGAGCCGUCAGGGUGAAAAGCGCAGCGCUCAGCUCUCUGGGAAAGGGGAGUCCGUCCCGUUCUCCUUCAACAGCGUCCUACCUGGCAAAUACAAAGUGAGCAUCGGACAGGAGGAGUGGUGCUGGAAACACAAGUCCGUGGAGGUGGAGGUGCUGGAGGAGGACGUGCUGGGGGUGGAGUUUAAGCAGACUGGAUACAUGCUGCGCUGCUCGCUGUCCCACGCCAUCACACUGGAGUUCUACCAGGAUGGCAGCGGUCCUGAGAAUGUGGGGGUUUACAACCUGUCCAAGGGAGUCAAUCGCUUCUGCCUGUCCAAGCCAGGUGUGUACAAGGUCACUCCACGCUCAUGUCAUCAGUUUGAGCAGGACUUCUACACUUACGACACGUCUGCUCCAAGUAUUCUGACUCUGACUGCCAUUCGGCAUCAUGUGACUGGGGUCAUCACCACGGAUAAGUUAAUGGAUGUCACUGUUACCAUCAGGUCCUCUAUCAAGAGUGAGCCAGCCCUAGUGCUCGGUCCUCUCAAGUCCCUCCAGGAGCAGCGUCAGGAGCAGCAGCUGCAGGAGAUUGAGCUACGCAGGCAGGAGCGGGAGCGAAGAGGUGAGAUGGAGGGCAAGGAGAGCCCCCCUGUCCAGGAGAGAGCCGAGGAUCUGCACGGUCCCUUCAGCUACGAGUUCUCCUACUGGGCUAGGGCUGGUGAGAAGAUCACUGUAACCCCUUCAUCCAAAGAGCUGCUGUUUUACCCUCCUGAGGUGGAAGCCACCAUCACUGGAGAGAACUGCCCAGGCCAGUUGGUGGAGGUGGAGGGGAAAGCUGGUCUCUUCCUGGAGGGUCAGAUACACCCAGAACUAGAAGGAGUAGAAAUCACCAUCUCUGAGAAGGGGGCUGCCACGCCACUACUUACUGUCGCAACCAAUGAGGGGGGAGCUUACAGUGUGGGCCCCCUGCACCGGGACCUCGAGUACAGCAUCACUGCCAGCAAGGAGGGCUUUGUGCUUAGCCCAGUUGAGAGCACACAGGGGGACUUCAAGGCCUUUGCAUUGGCGGGUGUCACCUUUGAGAUCAAGUCUGAGGACAGCCAGCCUCUCUCGGGAGUUCUGCUCUCUCUGAGUGGAGGGCAGUUCCGCUCCAAUCUGCUAACCCAGGACAGCGGAGUCCUUGCCUUCAACAACCUGAGUCCCGGCCAGUAUUACUUCAAGCCCAUGAUGAAGGAGUUCCGAUUCGAACCUGCGUCCCAGUCGAUCGAGGUGGAGGAGGGGCAGACUUUGAACAUAGCCAUCACCGGGUACAAGACUGCAUACAGCUGUUAUGGCACAGUGUCGUCUCUGAGCGGUGAUGCUGAGCAGGGUGUUUCUGUGGAGGCGGUCGGGCAGGGCGACUGCAGCCUGUAUGCUGAAGACACAGUCACGGACGAGGAGGGCAAGUUCCGCUUGCGUGGCUUGCUGCCGGGGUGCAAGUACCUGAUCCAGCUGCGAGCCGAGGGCAACGACCACAUCGAGAGAGCACUGCCACAGCACCGUGCCAUCGAGGUUGGCAACAGCGACAUUGAGAGUGUGAACAUUAUUGCGUUCCGACAGAUCAACCAGUUUGAUCUGAGUGGCAACGUGAUCACCUCUCCUGAUUUCCUCCCCACACUCUGGGUGAAGCUUUACAAAAGUGGCAAUCUGGAUAACCCUGUUCAGACUGUGUCUUUGGGACAGUCUCUUUUCUUCCACUUUCCACCACUGCUACGUAAUGGAGAGAACUACGUGAUGGUGCUGGACUCCACGCUCUCCCACUCGCAGUACGACUUCUCUCUGCCUCAGGUCUCCUUCAGCUCAUCUGGUUACCACAAGCAUGUCACCCUGACCUUCAACCCGACGCAUAAACUGCCUGACCAGGACGUGUCUCAAGGCUCCUACAUUGCACUUCCCCUCACCCUGCUGCUCCUGCUGGCUGCUUACAACCAUGAGAAAGUGAUCCCAGUGUUGCUCCAGCUAGCGAGCCGUGCUCAGGGGGUGCGAGCACUGGGUCUGGCAGGAGGAGGAGACAGCGCCACCCUUGAGGACACCAAACGCCAGGCCAAGAGAGCGAAAAACAGGCGCACAUGAGAAGGUGGGGGCUCGGAGCAGAGCCCACCCACCCCCCACCCAACCCCCC
Polyodon spathula (Mississippi paddlefish) is the source of this 6171-nucleotide messenger RNA. Its product is annotated as nodal modulator 1-like. The transcript has 48 exons. Gene Ontology annotation, molecular function: carbohydrate binding. Gene Ontology annotation, cellular component: endoplasmic reticulum membrane. Bases 144 to 6122 code for a protein of 1992 amino acids. NCBI's taxonomy places the organism in Eukaryota, Metazoa, Chordata, Actinopteri, Acipenseriformes, Polyodontidae. The record is from RefSeq and is a predicted model, not a curated record.